Guyanagaster necrorhizus is the source of this 330-nucleotide messenger RNA. RefSeq lists its product as uncharacterized. The record is from RefSeq and is a predicted model, not a curated record. The transcript has a single exon. The coding region runs from base 41 to 232 and encodes 63 amino acids. Lineage: Eukaryota; Fungi; Basidiomycota; Agaricomycetes; Agaricales; Physalacriaceae.
AAGCCCAAGACCCUGAUACGGAGAAUCGUAUCAAUCCUCAAUGACAGAAAUCGAAGAACAGGUGGUAAUUCCGACGUCAGUAGCCAACGAACUUGGGUAUCUCUCGAUAAGGGCUAUCAAACGCUUCACGAUUUCAGGCGCGGCCACCAUGAUAGUGAGAUGUUGGACUAGUGGUUUGAUGGUUGGUUUGCUACAGUCGCAGAGGCAGGGAAGCCAUCGACGAAGGAAAUAAUGAUAGUGGUAGAUCAUGGUCAGCCGUGUAAUCUGGGGGGGGGAGGACUCAGAAGCGGGGUAUAUGGAUUUUUGGAUCGUCAAAAUACUCAACGUAGA